This is a messenger RNA of Neodiprion fabricii, 1926 nucleotides long. RefSeq lists its product as uncharacterized. Bases 1 to 1926 code for a protein of 641 amino acids. Gene Ontology annotation, molecular function: nucleic acid binding; 3'-5'-DNA exonuclease activity. Gene Ontology annotation, biological process: DNA catabolic process. NCBI's taxonomy places the organism in Eukaryota, Metazoa, Arthropoda, Insecta, Hymenoptera, Diprionidae. The record is from RefSeq and is a predicted model, not a curated record. Gene Ontology annotation, cellular component: cytoplasm. The transcript has 2 exons.
AUGGCGAUAAUUGAGCCUGAGAUGAUUAAUCGAAAUAUAAGAAGUGAUCAUUCUGAGUCAAGUCAUUUCUCAAAUUCCAAAGAAACUUACAAUGGUACUGUACGUGUUGCUGCGUCGUAUGAUAUGGGUUACAGUACAAAAAGAAGUGGAAGAACAUACGAUAGUAUGAAUGGAUAUACAGCAUUCUUGGGUAGAGAAACUGGUAAAGCCAUAGAUUAUUUAACAACAAAUCGUGGUUGUAGAAUGUGUGCCCUAGGUCAUCCCAAAUCAGACCACGAUUGUAGGCUAAACUCCGUUGGAAGUGCAAAAGCUAUGGAACCUUUUGCUGCUGCAAGUAUGACUUCCAGUAGUAAAAUUUUUAAAGAGCAUAAUAUUGAAGUUGGAAUUUUAAUUGGAGAUGACGACAGCUCAACAAUUGCUGCUGUCCGAAAUACCAAAGAAGUAGCUGAUGCUUUAAGAAAUAUUCCUGACCAUGCCUUUAACAACCAUAAUAAUUGUGGCCAUUGGUGUAGAUAUGUGAAGAAUCCUUUAACUUAUGACCAUAAAGUUAUUAAAGGAGGUUUCCAGAGCCCUGAUUUAUAUAAAGAUUUAAAACAUUUAUUCGGGAAAUUAGCAGAUAACGCGGAUCGGUUUGCUGCUGGUGCAUCUAGCCAAGCAAACGAAAGUCUGAAUGCUACUAUGACAAGCCAUUACCCUAAGUCUCGAUGCUACUCUCAGACGGCUUCUGGAGAUUUUCGGUUUGCCUGCGCUAUUGGUGAGAAAAAUCUCGGAGAAAGAUACCUUCAAGAAGCUGCAACGCAAAUACUUUUAUCUCCUGGCUUUCACACAACUAAAUACGUGGACAGAAAAGAAAAAGAAGCAAAAAGACGAUAUUUAAGAACAAAACGUCCAGAGUUUAAAAAAAGGCGUUUGUUUUUAAAAGAACAGCGUACUAAUCUGCGCAAGAAGAAAGAAGAUAUGGAAGGUAUCCAGUAUGAAUCUAAUAUGGGAUUACUUUCAACAAAUGUUGCCCACGACUGUAUUCUUAUUACAGAGGGUAUAAAUGAAGAGAUCAAUGAAGCUGAUGAUAAUGGAACACAAGUUUCAGAACCUAUUGCAGUAUUUUUCGAUUUGGAAACAUCAAGCUUUUCAAAACAAUCUGAUAUUCUUCAAAUUGCGGCUCAAUACAAUAAAUCCAAAUUUUCAGUUUAUGUCAACCCUACUCAAAAAAUUGCUGCACAAGCAUCUGAGGCAAAUGGUUUAACAAAUGUUAGAGGUGAAUUGAUGCUCAAUGGUACUAGAGUACCAUCAAUUCCACUGAGAUUAGCUUUGGAUGCUUUUCGUAACUUUCUGACGAAACUGAAGCAUCCGGUGGUUUUAGUUGCUCACAACUGCAAAUUUGAUGCUCCUAUUCUUAUUAAUUCUGUUAAAAAAAUGACUAUGACGGAUGACUUUGGGUCUGUGGUUGUAGGUUUUGCAGAUACACUGCCUCUUAUUAAAUCAGUAACAAAUCGUAAAGGAAAAGGAGAGUGUACUCUAACAGGUCUGGCUUCAUGGCUACAAAUUUCUGCGGAUGGUGCGCAUAAUGCUGUAUACGAUGUUUUAAUGCUGGUGCAAAUUAUUGAGAAUCUUCAAAUCACAUCAAAGCAAUUAAUGGAUCGCAGUAUAACUUGGAGUGAUACAAUUGCGAGUAUUCGUAAUGCCGAAAAAUCAGCUACACUGUUAAAAACACUCGACAAAUUAGGAACUUGCAUAUCUACUGGCAUGAAAAAAAAAAUUGCUGAUGCUGAUAUUACCUAUGAAGAUUUAAUCAACACUUUUCGUGAUGAUGGGGAUGCAGGAAUAAAGAAAUUAUUAGGAAAAGAUGAAAAUGACAAAGUUCGUGUUACUAAAACUAAAACAAUUAUUGAAAAUUUGUUAAAUCAUUUAAGAACCAAAGGUUUAUAA